AUGUCUAUUAAUAUCUAUCUCUGUUUAUAUCUGUCUCUCUAUCUAUGUUCAUAUCUAUCUCACUCUCUAUGUUCAUAUCUAUCUAUGUUCAUAUCUACCUAUCUAGCUAGCUAUCUAGCUAUCUCUGUUCAUAUCUAUCCAUCUAGCUAUCUAGCUAUCUACCUAGCUUCCUAUCUCUGUUCAUAUCUAUCUAUCUAUCUAUCUAUCUCUGUUCAUAUCUAUCUAUCUAUCUCUGUUCAUCUCUAUCUAUCUAUCUAUCUAUCUAUCUAUCUAUCUAUCUAUCUCAGUACCUAUCUCUUUCCCCCGUGGCAAACAAAGAGUAACCCCGUGUUGACCAACAGUACCCUCCUGCUGACCAAGAGUUCCUCGACGUUGACCAAGAGUUGCCCCUCUCCCGGGCCGACCAAGAACUCCCUACGUGCUGGCCAAGAGUGUCUCUGUUCUGACCAAGCGUUCCACUCGUGCUGGGCAAGUAAUCCACCCGCACCAAACAGGAGUUUGCCCGUGCUGACUAGGUGUUUGCUCGUGCUGAACAAGAGGACCUACAAGCUGACCAAGUGUUUCUUCCGUGCUGAUCAAGUGUUCCACCCGGAUCGACCAAGAGUUCGCCCGUGUUGA
This is a messenger RNA of Acanthosepion pharaonis, 618 nucleotides long. The record is from the annotation of a GenBank genome assembly. NCBI's taxonomy places the organism in Eukaryota, Metazoa, Mollusca, Cephalopoda, Sepiida, Sepiidae.